UAGCGUAGCAUGGCAUGGAGGGAAAUUACGAUCACUUAGCACAGCGGAAUGAAGUUAAGACUUCUGAGGGGAGUUUACUGCAAGGCGAGGAGAAAUACCAUGUGUUAGUUUCUAGUGAAAAUGGCUUUUACUAUUAGUUUUUUAUUUUAUUUUUUAUUUUUUUUCGUGAGGAAUAUGUCUCUCUAGAGUUCAUGUAAAAGUCUCUGUCGUGAUUGGAACCGUUUGCUCGUUCUUUUUAUAGCCUAUAUGUCAUAAUAAUUAUUACUAGGCAAGACUCUCGUCUUGUGCUUACCUGAGGUGAAACGGCCGUAGACUGCUGGCACAAAACAGCUUUUAAUAGCGUUUGCACGGAUGUAGUAAUAAAAAUACAGUCAAAUAAUAACACUCCGCGGCAAAUGAUAGACAAGUGAGGGAGGGAAAAAAAACGCUGUGAGCUCGUGGAGCAGUUUGCAGUGUGUUUCACGCACUCCCUCCCAGGCACGGAGAGAUGACAUCGCCGUCAGAUACGUCACGACGGAUCAAACAGCUACCGUUUGAUGCAACUCGGAUGCUUGGAAUCUGUGGCCAACUCGUCUGUCGCUUACUCUUCAUCGUCUCCGCUUACAUACCCAGCUACCGGAACCGAUUUUGCCUCCCCGUAUUUUCCCACGAACCACCAGUACACGCCCUUACACCACCAGUCCUUCCACUACGAGUUCCAGCACAGCCACCCGGCCGUGAACCCGGAUGCGUACUCGUUAAACUCUCUCCAUCACUCGCAGCAGUAUUACCAGCAGCUCCAUCACGGCGAGCCGGCGGACUUCAUCAACCUUCACAACGCCCGCGCGCUCAAGUCCUCGUGCCUGGACGAGCAGCGGCGGGAACUGGGCUGUCUGGACGCGUACCGCAGGCAUGACCUGUCAAUCAUGAGCCACGGCUCUCAGUACGGCAUGCACCCCGAGCAAAGACUGCUGCCCGGGGCGGGUCUGGGGCUGCCGCCACCGGGGGCCGAUGACCUACAGGGAUCUGUAGACGCGCAGUGCGGACUCGUGUUAAAUGGACAAGGUGGAGUGAUUCGGAGAGGUGGCACGUGUGUAGUGAACCCUACAGACCUGUUCUGCUCUGUACCAGGAAGACUUUCUCUACUCAGCUCUACCUCAAAGUACAAAGUCACCAUCGCUGAAGUCAAACGUCGUCUGUCUCCUCCAGAGUGUCUCAAUGCCUCACUACUCGGUGGGAUUUUAAGAAGGGCCAAGUCGAAGAACGGCGGUCGGUGCCUCAGGGAGAAACUGGACCGGUUGGGACUUAAUCUCCCAGCAGGCCGCAGGAAAGCGGCGAACGUCACGCUGUUGACCUCUUUAGUGGAAGGGGAAGCGCUCCAUCUGGCUCGGGACUUUGGUUAUACCUGUGAGACAGAGUUUCCCACCAAAGCGGUCGGGGAGCAUCUCGCCCGCCAGCAUACGGAACCAAAGGAACAGAACGCGCGCAAGAAAAUGGUGCUGGCCACCAAGCAGAUCUGUAAGGAAUUUCAGGAUUUGUUAAGUCAGGAUCGAUCUCCGCUCGGUUCCUCUAGACCAACACCUAUUCUGGACUUGGACAUUCAGAGACAUCUAACACACUUCAGUCUGAUCACGCAUGGAUUCGGUACGCCGGCGAUUUGUGCGGCUCUUAGCACCUUUCAAACGAUUCUCAGCGAAAUGCUUAAUUACCUGGAGAAACACUCAGCCAAUAAAAGCACAGGAACGCCGGACACCAACCAGAUCAACUCCAACUCGGACAAAACACUGCGCAAAACCACCGAGCCACAGACGAAAGACGGUAAAAUCGAGAAAACGGAAUGACUCUGACACAGGAGUGGCCGCUUUCCCACUGAUGGGCGGGCCUCGUUCAGGGCGUGGCUACUGGGGGCGGGGUUACAGGGUUUUUAUUCCAUAUGCGUUUUAUUUAUAUAACUGGCAUAACUUCCUAUGACCUCAGCUUUCCCUGUACGAGAGUCUGUCUGUAUGUACAAACCAGUCACGUCAUUCUCACUGCCCGACGAACGCGAACCAUUUUCAUUAUUUUCUAAGUUAUCGAAGAAGUUAUUUUGCUUAAAGUUUGUCUGUAUGUAAUUAGUUUAAAUAAUGAUUUUAAAAAUGCAAUAUCUUUUAUUAAAAGACUCACAUUCCAUUCCUGGCAAGACCUAAUUUGAGGUCAGUUUGAGACUGUAAAUGAUUACAGGUAACUUUCCCUGUUAGAUACUGUAUAUUGUGCAUGUUAAACUUUGUACACCAUCUGAAACUGACAUUGCCCACUGUUGUUCCAGAACACGAACUCUUGACUGCAUUUGUAAAAAAGUUAUAUAUAAAUAUAUAAAUUCAAUCUUUUCUUGUAGGCUUUGAACUACAUAUAUGAAAUAACCCUACAUGCAAACUACUGGUGUUCAAUAAAGCAUA
Molecule: messenger RNA, 2414 nt
Organism: Cyprinus carpio (common carp)
Lineage: Eukaryota; Metazoa; Chordata; Actinopteri; Cypriniformes; Cyprinidae
Gene: tfap2d
Product: transcription factor AP-2 delta (activating enhancer binding protein 2 delta)
Exons: 8
Coding region: 537-1820 (427 amino acids)
Biological process (GO): regulation of cell population proliferation; anatomical structure development; regulation of transcription by RNA polymerase II
Cellular component (GO): nucleus
Molecular function (GO): RNA polymerase II transcription regulatory region sequence-specific DNA binding; DNA-binding transcription factor activity, RNA polymerase II-specific
Source: RefSeq, a predicted model, not a curated record